UUUCCCGUCCGGUGUGCGGCGGGAAGACCGCCCGCGCGGUUACGACGGAGUGCGGUCAUCGGCUUCCCGACGCCGCGGGAGAUCCAACGCGAGGAUUUGCAUUGGCACGGCAGCUUGUGGCCGGCAUUGCUUGCCGCUUUAGAUGGAGACGCAGGCUGCUGACCUCUGAGCCGCGGGCGACGGGUGUUACCGCGGUGAUCGGCUUCCUCUUCUGCGAGACGCGCACCCCCAUCCUGCGGAUCCGAGACCACCAGACGCGACAUGGCGCCGCGGGCGGCGACCAUCUCGAACUCGUGUCCAGGAGUCCGCAAGACCACGGCGCUGCGGGCCGCCUUCUGCGUCGCCUUGCUGGCGCUGACCUGCGUCCAGCCGGCCGACGCGCAGCAGGGCCUGCCGUUCGGCACGCGCAAGCUCGCCUUCUCGGCGAACCAGUUCGGGCUGGACCUGUACCGGGCGCUGCGGGACGCUGGAGCCGAGUCGCGCCAGCCGCAGGCCGAGGGCAACGUGGCCCUGUGCCCGUUCUGCGUCAGCUCGUCGCUGGGCAUGCUGCUGCUGGGAGCCCGGGGCUCGUCGGCCAUGGCGCUGCGCCACGUGCUCUACCUGUGGGGGAUGCAGCACGUGCACGUCGCGGUGCGCGACCUGUCCGCGCACCUGGCGCACAACCUGAGGGACGCCAACCUGCUCAUAUUCAGGAGUCUGUACGUGCAGCGAGACUUCGGCGUCAAGUACCCGUUCCAGCGGUCGCUGUACCACUUCUACAACGCGUCCGUCCACUCGCUGGACUUUGCGGCCAACGCCGAGGAGGCGCGCCAGCACAUCAACGCCGUGGUCGAGAAGGCCAGCCACGCGCAGCUGGCCAACCUGCUGCCGGACACGCCACCGCCGUGGACGCAGCUGCUGCUCCUGUCCGGCCUGCACCUGGACUCGCACAUCGAGCUCGACCUGGUGCCCGCCGAAGGGGUCCGCUGGAAGGCCCAGCCGCUGGUCGACCCGGCGCCCCCGACGAUCCUGCAGCUCGGAAGACGGGCCGACCCAGCCUCUUUGGAAGACACGACCGCGGCGGCCGCGGAAGUGAUCGAGUCGCUGGGCGGAAACCCGGCGAUGCUGGAGGCCCGCUGGACCCGGGUCCGCUACGCGCGCCACGACUACCUGAACUGCACCGCGGUCGAGGUGCCGCUAGCCGGCGGCGGGCUGGUCUCCCUGCUGACCCUCACGCCCAACCAGCACGACGACAUGGGCCUGCUGGAGACACGCCUCAGUGCCCAGAGGAUCAGCGACAUCCUCGGCGACAUGCACGUGCGCAGGGCAAACGUCAAGCUGCCCCGCAUCAAGAUCGAGCACAGCCACGAGAAUCUGACCCAGUCACUGGCACGCAUGGGUCUCGCCUCGCUGUUCGGCCCCGGCAGGGCGCAGCUGUUCGACAUGAGCGACGUGCCCUGGCUGCACGUGACCAACGUGGUGCACAAAACGUCCCUGGACAUCAAGGGGCCGCGUGCAACCGUCGCCGGUGGUGGCGGGCAGGUGGCGCCACCGCCGCUAAAGCCGGGCAACCGACGCCGCGAGCCGGCGUUCGUCGGCCCCUCCGAAGAGACCAUCGACAUCGUGCUCGACAGGCCGUUCCUUUACUUCGUCGUGGACAACGUCAGCGGACUGGUCAUAGCCAUGGGCAAAGUGCUGAACCCGUAAACCGUAAGCAAACCCGUAAGCAAACCACAUGUGCAAACAUGUCUUCAAGAAGACAUUCAUCCAAGAAGCCUAAAGCCAGUAAAGCCUGCUGGCAAUAUUGAACUAUGGUGUUUAACGCAACAAAUUUAGCAGCGGUGUAUUCGGUAAUGUUUGGAGUGCAACUGCCACGGUCAGAAAUCACUCGCUACCUAUAGCUCCUUCUCGGCAGGGGAAUGCCAUGGCCCCACCGCAGCGGAUGCAGUGCAUACAUACUGCGUUGCCCAUUGGGCUGCCAAAUGACAGCCCAAGGACAAAUCUACGAUUGAUAUAUAAACACUAGCAAUACUGCGACGGUCAUGUCUAGCCACAAUUUUCAUAAAUACACCUAGGCAUUGACCUGCAUAGUGUACAGGUAUUCAUGUUGUACAACGGAUAGGUACGGCCACAGAACACCAAUGUACAGUGUUGGAGCGCUUGCAGUCACGUGACAUGCCUUGAACGACCGCUUUCGGGUCGAUAGGUCAGUGGGCAGAGCGCUCGUCGCUCCAGCGAGGCAAGUCAGACGCCACGUCACGCAACUAUUCUCGAAAGUAAAAAAAAAAAAGCCUGCCAUACGGGUCAGCCUUUGCACUUCAUAAAACCGGUGCUGCUGGUAGGUGUGCAAGACAAGCGCUGUUAGAUUUAGGUUAGGGGACAGAAGAGUCUUGCAAUCUACUUGACAACUGCACGUAGUGCACUUCUUUAGGAAGAGCCUAGCUUGCCAAUUAAAAUCACAAUUGUAUGCACUCGGCACACAGUAUUGUGUGCAGUGCAUCACACAGACAGGUGGGUUUGACAUCCACCGUACUCUUGCAUCUUGCACCGACAUGCUUUCUGGAACUACGUAUCAUGUAUCCACUGGUCGAAUCAGCACCAUCAUUCAAGACAUCAUGCCAUCACUGUCCAUGUCAAUAAAAUGUGCAACUUAUUCCAGAAGCUGCCCCAUGCUGAAAGUUCAAAACCAAUGACCACACAAUGUGCUCUCCAUUCAUGGCAAAAAUUAUUUAUUGAUGACUGUGCACUGGCGCCACAGGUCGUGGCUACGGCACAACUGUGUACCAUCGACUGUUAAAGUUUGUGGAACAUGCCAUGCGUUAACAAUCCACCAGAGCCAAUGCUCAAAUCACGGUAUCCAUACCACACUAGUGAGCACCACAGAAGCUACAGCCAACCCUCCGUGUAUUGCUUAAUUGAAGGAAGCCAUGUCCAAGCCUUGAAACUCGUCUUAUGAACAUGAAAAGGGCUGCAAGCUUGUCACACUACGUAGGUGCAGCUUUUAUCUGCAGUCCUACCAAUUGUAUUCGCUGUACGUGGUGGCAAAUAAACUCAUUUCAUGUUCCACAAACUUCUCCGGCAGCACUGACUUUCCUUUCACCACACCAUCCAACCUAUACAUGACAAGUCCAUCGGCCUUCUCACAGCCAAGCCUGAGUCGACAUUUGGUUACACUCGUGUUCAAUGUAUUAACAAAAUAUUAGCAGGCUCUAACUAUACAGAGUUAAAAAAAAGGCUGCCUGGAUAGGUUGAAAUACUCUGCUAGCACACCAUUUCCAACUGCUCUUUAGAUACCACAAUUUCCACAACUGCAGCGAUAGACAGACUUUCUUGCCUGCCUUCAACAGCAAACAGACCCCUUGACGUGACGUUCAGUUUCCAGCAACCCACACCAUAAAACUUCAUGCAAAAUUUAUUAGAAGUAACUCUAGCGCUAGCAUCCACGCAAGUUUUAAGCGUAAUGGUUCAAUCGGCACGAGUACGAAACGAAGGCAGCAUACAUGGAUUUGCAUGUUGCAUCACGAAUGCAAUGGUUUGCAACGGUUAUGUAUACAGAGUAAUUUAAGGUCUUGUGCUUAGAAACCCGAUUGCUUGGAAGCUGAGAAUAAUGCUACAACAGUUGAAGCCACAAACCCGAAGAUUGGACAAAUCCAUGUACUACUAGCAAUCGUUCCCACGGUAGCAGAAGAGUUCCUUCUAGUCAUUCUCAUAGGAAACAGCCAUACAAUGCACAGAACAUGGCCUCCACCAAAAUGAGCUCACAUUAAGCAAUCGCCAGGCGUUUUUCAUAUGCUUUGAUUGCAAGAAAUGCAAAUUAACUAAUUGCGCCAUCUGUUUCAGAGACUUGUUCACUAUCGUAAUUCGAGCAGUGAGAGAACGCCGAAAGGCCAAUUGGACGUUUCCGAUUCACCCCAUUGAGCCUGAUGGCAUGACAAAGGCCAGUGCCUGCCUCAUAAUAUGGCACUCCAGUUCAUCACAAUAGUCAACCGGCAUGCAAAACAUGAAUGAAUCGAUGCUUAUCUAACACAAUUUUUUACAGCACACAACUUGAAUAUCUUGCGCUUGCACAUCGAAACGGGGCAGCCCUUCCAAGCCCCGUUUUUCAGAAUUCUCACUGAAAACAGUAAAGGCAACGAACACAGCUGUGCUUAGACACUUUGAGAGGGAUGAAGCAAAAAAAAACAAUAUGAGAAAAUAACCAUUGCUGUGUUGCGUAAUGAGUGAUCGCACACGAAGCACAAGGGACAUUUGGUAUGUCCAGACAGCCCAGAAUAGAAUUUCCCUUUUAGCGACUUUAAUGGCAGUACAUCACAGAAGUCAACCCGCCUCAGUGUCUGAAUAAAGAAUGACUGGGUCACUGCCCAGGCAAAGAGCGUUAAAUCACUUUCUGCACCAGGACAUGCUGUCCACGUGCGAUUAACACACAGUCACACCUGCAUCAAAACUGCAACACAGAUGGCAAAACAACCUACGAGACGAAAUGCCGAAUUACAACACAAACUGCCUUUCUUUGUUAAAAAAUGCAGCAAUAAGGGUGAAAAAAGAGAGUGACAGGGAGUGAAAACAAAAAGCUCAAAUAAGAAAGUAAGACAAAAUUGUUUGCAGAUGAAUCGCUAAACCCAAGAGAAAGAAAACGAGUAGUUCCACAGUGGGAACGCCCAUGAAGUGAACAUGCCCAAUUUGCCCUAUGACCAGACAGCUUAACGACACUGUCCCCCCUUGGCUUAUGAGGGAACCUAACAGCGUAAACAGAAAACAAAAUUACAGAUGUUUGAAUCGCAGAAAUGCACAAGAGCUGCUUGGAACUACACAAAGAAAUUUCGAAUUCUUGAGCCAGUAUGCAAGGGCUUGAAUAAGCAACUUGAACAAAACGAGGACAGCACUUUCAAACGCAACAUGAAGUGAUGUUUUGAUGUUUUACAGCAAGCGUGCGAGUGAAAAACAAAAAAUGCAAACUCAUUCUGACCCUUGCAAAGGCAGUACCACAGCAAUAAGUGUGGUCACUUCCAAUGCACCUUGAGUUUUUUUUUUUCCCCCAGCCAACUCUCCCAGUCCCGAUGACUACAGCCUGCAUUACCAUUUCCUCCGAGUAGUUUUUGCUUACGCCAUCAGGUGAGAAAGCACUGUGGUGUUGCACGUAGAACCGGCACCAAAAUUGUAUUGAAUUUAAAUAUAAAGUGGGAACAAAGUGCAAAGCCGUCACAGGCAAAAUUUGCCUACAAAUUCCUGCCGUGUCGCUUUGAAGCCAUAGACAGCAGUACUAGUGAGAUCAGUGUUGCAAAAGGUACGAGCCGCUUUUGUUUCUUGAGCAUUCCUUU
Dermacentor albipictus is the source of this 5297-nucleotide messenger RNA. RefSeq names its product leukocyte elastase inhibitor-like. Lineage: Eukaryota; Metazoa; Arthropoda; Arachnida; Ixodida; Ixodidae. Gene Ontology annotation, molecular function: serine-type endopeptidase inhibitor activity. The record is from RefSeq and is a predicted model, not a curated record.